Molecule: messenger RNA, 1372 nt
Organism: Galeopterus variegatus (Sunda flying lemur)
Lineage: Eukaryota; Metazoa; Chordata; Mammalia; Dermoptera; Cynocephalidae
Gene: TCFL5
Product: transcription factor-like 5 (basic helix-loop-helix)
Exons: 5
Coding region: 1-828 (275 amino acids)
Biological process (GO): regulation of DNA-templated transcription; spermatogenesis
Cellular component (GO): nucleus
Molecular function (GO): RNA polymerase II cis-regulatory region sequence-specific DNA binding; protein dimerization activity; DNA-binding transcription factor activity, RNA polymerase II-specific
Source: RefSeq, a predicted model, not a curated record
AUGAACGUUCCUCUUCCUCAGCAACAGAACAAAUGCACGACGUUAGUGAAAAAUAAAACUGCCGCCACAGCGACUGCCUUGCAGCUAACGUACCCUCUGUUUACAGCCAACGCGUGCCCUGCUGCUGGGAAUUCUGCUCUGUCACAGACACAGAGUUCUAGUAACUCAUGUGCUGCACUUGAAGCUGCCAAGCACCAGGAUAUUGGAUUGCCUAGAACAUUUUCUUUCUGUUAUCAGCAAGAGAUUGAAUCCACUAAACAGACUUUAGGUGGUAGAAACAAAGCUUUGCCUGAGCAGGUUUGGAUUAAAGUGGGAGAAGAAGCGCUAUGUAAACAAGCAAUAAAUAAGAGGAAUCGGAGCAGAAUACGCCAGCUGGACACAAGUGUGGAACGGAGAGCCCUCGGAGAGAUUCAGAAUGUGAGCGAAGCUUCCACAGCCGCACAGGGCACUUGGCAGGCCGCAGAGUCCUCGCAGGCAAACCUGGGGGAGCAGACCCAGAGUGUGCCCCAGGGAGGACGGUCGCAGCGUAGGGAGAGGCAUAACCGAAUGGAAAGAGAUAGAAGGCGCAGAAUCCGCAUUUGUUGUGAUGAGUUGAAUCUCUUAGUCCCGUUCUGCAAUGCUGAGACUGAUAAGGCAACAACUCUUCAGUGGACCACAGCGUUCCUAAAAUAUAUUCAGGAAAGACAUGGAGAUUCUCUCAAGAAGGAAUUUGAAAGUGUAUUUUGCGGUAAAACUGGCAGAAGGCUAAAGCUGACCAGACCAGACUCCUUGGUGACCUGUCCUGCACAGGGCAGUCUACAGAGUAGCCCCACGAUGGAGAUCAAGUGAUCGGACUGAACAGGAAUCCUUAGGGAGUAAAGGGCCAUUCCUUCGUGAUCCAUAAAUGUUUUCUAUGAUCCUGGAACUCCACUCUGUUAGUCUAACUCGGAAGGGACGUGACUCAAGCUGAUGGGACUCCAGUAGGAACUUUGAGAGCUCAUUUUGUAAAAAUAUCUAUCUAGAACAAAAUACUUAUCCAUUAAUGUCCUCUUAGACCAUUUGGGGAUGAAGACAUCUUGAUAAUUAGUAAGUAAUUUUUCAAUUAUCUGUCUGAUUCCAUCAUGUUUUCUUAACAUGAUAACUUAAAAAAUUAACAUCCUUUGUAAUAUCUCUAGUCUUGAAGGGUACAUUGCUUUUUCUUCAUUUACAUUUUAAAUAUGCCCCUUUAGCAAUUGGAACAAGUUAAAUUGUCCUUAACUAGACGUAGUUUGGAAUUUUAUUUCAUGUUACAUCACUCCCCUGUAAUGAUUUCCUGUCGUAUGGUACUGGGUUGCAAGAUGCAGUACUAUUUUAAACCUUUUUGCUAAAAAUUUUCCAGACUUCUUUUAAAGCU